This is a messenger RNA of Ornithodoros turicata, 3280 nucleotides long. Its product is annotated as dual serine/threonine and tyrosine protein kinase-like. Gene Ontology annotation, cellular component: cytoplasm. The record is from RefSeq and is a predicted model, not a curated record. The transcript is spliced from 17 exons. Lineage: Eukaryota; Metazoa; Arthropoda; Arachnida; Ixodida; Argasidae. Gene Ontology annotation, molecular function: protein kinase activity; ATP binding. Bases 112 to 3030 code for a protein of 972 amino acids. Gene Ontology annotation, biological process: negative regulation of apoptotic process; cellular response to fibroblast growth factor stimulus; positive regulation of fibroblast growth factor receptor signaling pathway.
AACCGGGGAUCGAGUACGUUUUUUUACCUCAGUUUCAACCAGGCGUCGUUUGCCCGCGUGUGCGUUUUGCUGCCGAAUCAGUGUGUUGGAUACUUUACCCUGCUAUCUCAAAUGAAGAGAUCUGGGCGAAAGAAGAAGAUGACCGGGACCUUGCCGAGCGAGUUCGCGAGGUUCAGCAGAAACAGCAGGCAGUUGCGGAGGAUAUGGGCCGAUACCAAUGCCUCCUUGGAUGACAUCGCCAAGUGUGGCUACUUCGAUGAAACCCAGUUGCAGCAUCUGAGACUAAGCAUUGAGGAUGAGCACCUCAUUGCCGGUGCCGUAAGCUGCCCCAUUGCCUUGAUUGUGUUGGGUCAGAGUUGCUAUGCCAAGGCAUGCGUCAUCAAUGAGCUGUUUGGACAGACUGUGCUCCCAGUUACAUCACCUCUGAGCGACGAUGGACGCAUGUCAUGGAGAAUGGUUCGCUUCUGUUACGGCUUCCAAACCGAGAUCAGCUUGGCUCUACCUAACAGCUUUGAACUGGUGGAACACCUAGCAGCCUAUGACCAGCCCUGGCGAACAAUCCCCAGAGCAGAUCUAGAACUUGAGGGUGAGGCACGAAAUGAUCCAGCCCUAAAUAAUGCGGUACUAGAAAUUCGUAUGAAGCACGUACUGCUCAAAGACGAUGUACAAGUGGUCAUGACACCCUGUGAUGGCGAAAACAGUCUCUGCUUUGAGCAAAUCUACCUGCGAGCCACUGAAUCAACAACACCCAUCCUCAUCUAUGCCAUCGCUGAUGAAGUCCUCUCGGAAAAGGAAAUAGAUGAACUGCAGGCAUUGAAGAAGCUGGCACCCGACUCACCCAUAUUAUUUGUUCGUACCAAUGCUCCAGCGACUUCAGAGUUGACUGAGUCUGAGCAACAUGCCCGUAGCCUCAGAACAGAGUUUCAUAUCUCGUCUGGCUGCAAAGCGGAUGAUGAAGCGUCAACAGCAAUGUCACCCGCUUGCCAACAACUGUGCUCACUGGGGUUCCUGGAUCCCUGUUAUACAGAGAAGAGGAUAAACAGCAAACACCGAUGGACUUUUGGAGAGAAAGUUCGAUCAGAGUUGGUUCAGAACUUCGAACAAUUUUUGAGUAGCGCACAUCCAUUCGUGCGAAGCGUGCUACAAGCCUGUCUCGUUGAAGCAGCAAUGCGUCUCAACAUAAUACACCAGCGCUGCUUGAGGUCCUUCAUCUUGACAGCAUUUGACAUGACACGAGACAUGCUGAUCACGCCGAAGCGCUUGGCGUACGCGCGACAACAGGAGAAUGGCCUCUACCACAAUCUGAUGGAGGUGGCUAGCCACAAGCAGGAAGAGAUUCGACAGCUGAUCGUCGGGGCCGUCGAUGCGUUGCGUCCAGAAAUUCUGGAAAGAGCCGCAGCCUACGAGUUUACUGGCAUUGUGCUGGAAGAAGGGCAAGAACUGCAGCCCAACACAAGCACGUUGCAGAUGUGUACUGCGCACAUACAAGACCUCGUCUUAGGAAUGUUGAACUCUGCUGUUGCAGAAAAGCUCGUGGGCUCUAUUGACUGUCUUAGGGAAAGCUUUGUAGGAACUCUAGAACGAUGCUUAGCCAGCUUAGAAGGUGUCUGCAAAGAGGAAGGAUCCACGCAAGCCAGCAAUGCCUUGAAGCAAAUAUUGAAUGCUGCUUAUCAGGUUGAAGUUACAGUAAAAACAAGCUCAUCAAUUCUGUGGGUCCUUUGGGAAAAAAUGAAGCAGCUUGUGCAAACGUUGCCAGGAAGGACACCACCCCAGAUUGAUGCAGACUGGAAGCAGCGUGUAGCCUCUGAUAUGCUGGACUCCCUGAGUGAAUGGCGCUUGGCUCGUUGUAUCUCAACACAGUUCCGAGACCGCUUGAGGGCAUCCCAUGAGCAGUUUCAGGCAUCCCUCAGACACCUGGAAGCAGUUCACUCUGGUCGACUAGAACGAACAGAAGGCCAACGACUUAAGGUGAGAAAGCUUCACGCCCCACGAUUGGCUCGCUAUGCGCUGGAGAGCAUAUCUCUGUGCGAUGUGAUAGUCAGCGGCAUGCCUCAGCUGGGACGUGAACUGGGCCGAGGACAGUAUGGCGUCGUGUAUGCCAGCGAGGCCUGGGGUGGAAUUUCGCCCUGUGCGGUGAAAUCUGUGGUGCCACCCGAUGAUAAGCACUGGAAUGAUCUAGCCAUGGAGUUCUUUUAUACCAGGAGUGUUCCAGACCAUGACAGGAUAGUCCAGAUCCGGGGCUCAGUCAUUGACCACAACUAUGGAGGAGGCACCACACCAGCAGUGCUGCUCAUCAUGGAUAGACUACAAAGGGAUCUCUAUACAGCUCUGAGAAUGGGCUUGAAUUGGCCAUCACGGCUACAGGUUGCACUUGAUGUGGCUCAGGGUAUCCGGUACCUACACAGUCAAGGCCUUGUUCACAGAGACAUCAAAUUGAAGAACGUGUUGCUGGACAAGCAAGACAGGGCCAAGUUGACAGACCUUGGUUUCUGUAAACCAGAGGCAAUGAUGUCCGGAAGCAUAGUGGGGACACCAAUUCACAUGGCUCCUGAGCUCUUCUCUGGUCGCUACGACAACAGCGUGGACACCUAUGCGUUUGGCAUUCUCUUCUGGUACAUCUGUGCUGGUCAUGUGAAGCUACCCUACAUAUUUGAGCAAUGCCAGACAAAAGACCAGCUCUGGUCCUGCGUCAGAAAAGGAGCCCGUCCCGAACGCCUGCCCCACUUUGAUGAUGACUGUUGGAGUCUGAUGGAGAAGUGCUGGUCCAGUGACCCUCACAGGCGACCACUACUGGGAGAAGUGGAAACUACCCUCACUCACAUUAUCGAAGCGCAGAAAUGCAGUGGGAACUCUGAGCAGCAGGCCACCGUUGUUUCGGCACAAAUUCCUCAGAACACGUCGCCUGGCAGUCCCUUACCCAGGAGGACAAUGCCUCGCCUCAUUCAGAGACAAGAAAAAAAUGCAAUCACAGAUCCAGUGAUGAGAUCUAUGGAGUUGUUUACAGAAAUCUAUGGAAAGCACAUGUAUUGAAGUUUUUAGGCAUAGUUUAUUUAACAGUUGGUUUCAGUGAUCUUUCGUUGUCCUGCAUCUUCAUGCCGUUGAGUGUGACAGGGUAUGCUCAUACAUUACCCAAAGUGCAAUGUUACGGAACGUUUUAUAUUGUGUAAGCAAUAAGUGAGAGGACCAGAGAUGGAAACGUUGUCGGGGGCAUUUUGUACAUAAUUGUACAUGACAAACAUAGCUGUACAUAGUGUGUAAUAAAGCAGGUUUUCUACCAUGA